This is a messenger RNA of Funneliformis caledonium, 194 nucleotides long. The record is from the annotation of a GenBank genome assembly. Lineage: Eukaryota; Fungi; Glomeromycota; Glomeromycetes; Glomerales; Glomeraceae.
UUCGUCCCAUUUCCACCUUCAUGUCGAUUAAGUUAUACAGUAAAAUUCAUCACGUUCAAGAUACUCUCGACGAAUAUCCAUCCUUGGAUGGCCUUGAAAGUAAGGAUGGUCGUUUCCUACAUAUUUGUGGUGGUAAUGGUGAUAGUAGUGGUGAUAGUGGUAACGUUAGUGGUGAUAAUGGUACCGUUGAAACU